GAGGGGCAGAGACGAAGAGCUGUCCGCCUUGCACGUUUCCAAUCGCAUUACGUGAACAAAUAGUGGAGGGGCAGCAGGGCCAGAACAGCUUGUGUAACUUUGCAAACGUGCCAGAAAGUUUAAAAUCUCUCCUCCUUCCUUCACUCCAGACACUGCCCGCUCGCCGGGACCGCCGCGCCGCUCCCCGUGGCUUUCCAGAAGGACUGGGAAAGGGGAAAGACGGGUGCCACGUCCGAGGAGCUGCUCUGCCUGUCUAAAGGGUCUCCAGCCCACCGUUGGCACUGCUUUGUGGGUACUGAGAUAACGGCACUCUGUUCGCCUUCCUGUUUAAAGAUUUCUGCCUCCUUCGCGUGAUUUGAGUCCCGUUUUAACUUUUUCUGAGAGCCAAGAUCUCCUGUAGAGGAGACAAUCCGGUGAAGAUGCGCUUCGCCUGGACCAUGCUCCUCCUGGGGCCGCUGCAGCUCUGCCCGCUCCUGCGCUGCGCCCCGCAGGCCCCUGGUCAGCAGCAACCACCGCGUGAGCCACCGGCGGCUCCGGGAGCCUGGCGCCAGAGGAUCCAAUGGGAGAACAACGGGCAGGUGUUCAGCUUGCUGAGUCUGGGCUCACAGUACCAGCCGCAGCGCCGCCGGGGCCCCAGCGCCGCCGCCGCUGGAACAGACGGUGCCGCUGCACCGCAGCCGCGCACGCCGAUCCUGCUGCUCCGGGACAAUCGCACCGCCGCAGCACGGGCGCGAACCGCCAGCACGUCAGGGGUCGCCACAGGUCGCCCCAGGCCCGACGCCCGCCACUGGUUUCAAGCCGGCUAUUCAUCUUCUGGGACCCGCGACGCUGGCGCCUCGCGCGCAGGUAACCGGACGGAGCCAGAACAGCUCCCGGAGCUCAGUAACCUGCGGCCGCCCAGCCACGUGGACCGCAUGGUGGGCGACGACCCGUACAACAACCCCUACAAGUACUCUGACGACAACCCUUACUACAACUACUACGAUACGUAUGAGAGGCCCCGGCCUGGGAGCAGGUAUCGACCCGGAUACGGCACCGGCUAUUUUCAGUACGGUCUCCCGGACCUGGUGCCCGACCCUUACUACAUCCAAGCAUCCACAUACGUGCAGAAGAUGGCUAUGUACAACCUGAGAUGCGCUGCGGAAGAAAACUGUCUGGCCAGUUCAGCCUACAGAGCAGAUGUAAGAGAUUAUGAUCACAGGGUGCUGCUAAGAUUUCCCCAAAGAGUAAAAAACCAAGGAACAUCUGAUUUCUUACCAAGUCGUCCAAGAUAUUCCUGGGAAUGGCACAGUUGUCACCAACAUUACCACAGCAUGGACGAAUUCAGCCACUAUGAUCUGCUUGAUGCCAACACACAGAGGAGAGUGGCUGAAGGUCACAAAGCAAGUUUCUGUCUUGAGGACACAUCCUGUGACUAUGGCUACCACAGACGCUUUGCAUGUACAGCACACACACAGGGGUUGAGUCCUGGCUGUUAUGAUACCUAUGCUGCAGACAUUGACUGCCAGUGGAUUGACAUUACAGAUGUACAACCUGGAAACUACAUUCUAAAGGUAGAGGCCUUGGCAAAUAUGUAAUUUUUAAUUGAAAUU
Molecule: messenger RNA, 1592 nt
Organism: Ictidomys tridecemlineatus (thirteen-lined ground squirrel)
Lineage: Eukaryota; Metazoa; Chordata; Mammalia; Rodentia; Sciuridae
Source: RefSeq, a predicted model, not a curated record